This is a messenger RNA of Metarhizium acridum CQMa 102, 945 nucleotides long. RefSeq lists its product as uncharacterized. Gene Ontology annotation, molecular function: borate efflux transmembrane transporter activity; solute:inorganic anion antiporter activity. NCBI's taxonomy places the organism in Eukaryota, Fungi, Ascomycota, Sordariomycetes, Hypocreales, Clavicipitaceae. Gene Ontology annotation, biological process: borate transport; monoatomic anion transport; transmembrane transport. Gene Ontology annotation, cellular component: fungal-type vacuole; basolateral plasma membrane; plasma membrane. The record is from RefSeq and is a predicted model, not a curated record.
AUGGUCCCUCAUCCACGCGGACUGGAUGCUCUUCCCCUCGCCAUCUUCAACGCGCACGCGCACGACUGGACAAUGCAAUACGUGACACACUUCAGCGCCGACAUCUUCUCUCUCCUCAACAGCGCCAUCUACUUCCACAAAGCGGCCGUGGCCCUGCAGCGUACGCACGGCACCGUAUCUCUCGCCGCAUUCAUACACGGCCGUGGGAACCUGCCUGGUCGCCGUGCUGCUGUCAACCGCAAACUCGUGGAGCCUGUUCCACAAUGGGUGUUCCUGUCAGCCAUUCCCGGCGCCAUCAUUACCGUGCUCUUCUACUUUGACGACGAGAUCAGCAGCAUAAUAUGCACCGUUGAGAGGUACGGCGUGCGCAAGCCAGGCGGAUACGCGUGGGACAUUACCCUGCUUGGGCUCACGACUGUUCUCUGCGGCGUUUUGGGCAUUCCGCCCGCAAAUGGGCUAUUGCCGCAGGUCCCAUUGCACACGGAAUCGUUGCUACACCACAUUGAUGAGGGGUUAGCUGAGGAAGACGCCGAUGGAACAUGUGCCGAGGCUGUGCGACCGGUGGCUAGGACGCAUGAGCAACGGUACUCACAUUUCAUCCAGGCCGCCAUCAUUCUGGUGUUUGUCUCGCCUCCGCUCCAGAAACUGCUGGGUUCAACGCAGACUUCUGUCCUGGCAGGGGUUUUCAUGUUCAUGGGCUAUCAGUCGCUUACCGUGAAUCCCAUCCUCGACAGAAUCUGCCAACUACUCACUCCUAAAUCUGAACUGCCGAGUUUACCAGACGGCGUGACUUGGUCGGGGACCCACAGCUUCACCGGUACACAGCUUAUCUUGACUGGCAUCGUGUUCGGCGUAACGCUUAUUACCGUGGCCGUGCCUGCAUUCCCCCUCGUAAUCAUUGCCUUGGUACCACUGCGAUUGACCGUGAUGAAGCGUGCUUGGUAG